GGGCAACGACCGGGCAGGCGGGGCAGAGAGGGGCAGAGCAGGCCAGCUCCGCGGGCUCUCCCCCAGCCCCCUCUCAUCCCGGGGAACAGUAGCCCAGAGGUCCAGGAAGAUGCUGACUUAAGUGACUGGGGCGCCCCAGCAUGGCCAACGCGGCUGAAAUGCACACUCCGUAUUCUUCCUUGAAGAAACUGUUAUCUUUGUUCAACAGCCUCCUGGCUUGCUUCCUGGUCCUGGUCAUCAUCCUCGUGGUGGAAAUCACGGCGGCCACGGUGGUCCUUCUGUUCUUCCCCAUCGUCCGGGACGUGGCGCUGGAGCACACCUUCAUGACCCUGCGGAAGAAUUACAGAGGGUACAACGAGCCGGACGACUACACCACGGAAUGGAACUUUGUCAUGGAGAAGCUGAAGUGCUGUGGGGUGAAUAAUUACACAGAUUUUUCUGGCUCUUCCUUCGAAAUGACGACCGGCCACGCCUACCCCCGGGGCUGCUGCAGAUCCAUGGGCACCUCGGCCUGCGACGGCCACAACGCAUCCGCCAGCGUCAUCCACCAGGAGGGCUGUUUCCGCAAGCUCCUGAGAAUAACCAAGGCUCAGAGUUUCACCCUGAGUGGGGGCUCUCUGGGGGCAGCAAUGAUGCAGUUGCCAGGAAUUCUUGCCACCUUGCUGCUGUUCAUCAAAUUGGGCUGAUACUCAGGGCUGGGGAGGACAAGACACCUGGACUCACCUGGAUGCUGCAGAUCUGGUCUCACUUCUGUUCCUCUGCAGCACUCACUGCUUUUGGAGGGGAGAUUGUUAAUAAAAAGAUUCAGGAACCCCCUGUCCA
Microcebus murinus (gray mouse lemur) is the source of this 822-nucleotide messenger RNA. Lineage: Eukaryota; Metazoa; Chordata; Mammalia; Primates; Cheirogaleidae. The record is from RefSeq and is a predicted model, not a curated record.